AUGGAUGCGUUCUCAGACAUCAGGCCGAUUCCCCUCGAUGUUAUUCUCAGUUGGCCGAAGCCGAAUUAUGUCGACCCGAUACGACGAGGGCCGGCAUUGGUGAUAGUCAAUUCUCUGUUACUUCCUGUAGCUCUGGUUGUGGUUGGAUUGAGACUCUACACACGUUUGAAAAUAUGUCGCUCUGCAGAAUUGGAUGAUCUUUUUAUUGCUCUUGCAGUAGUCCCAGCCAUUGGUUUGACUAUCGCGGUGUGCCUAGCUACAUCGAGAUACUCGUGGGAUGUUCAUAUCUGGGAUGUGCCCCCUGAGGACAUUAUCCCAAGUCGUCAAGUGACCUUCACCGCACAGUUUCUGUUCCUUUGGGCCACCAACCUGACCAAAGUGGCAAUACUCCUUUUCUAUCGACGACUCUCUGCUCCUAGCAUGAAGAAGAUAUUUAAUUACUGUGUGUUGGGGACUUUAACCUUCGUCGUCUGCUACACUAUCGCAUUGUCAAUUGGUUUACUCAAUGUGUGCACACCCUUAGCAGGAUUCUGGGACGUUGCAAUCCCCCAUCACUGUAUUGAUCAGAUAAGGUUCGAGUUGGUCGCUGCUAUGAUAAAUAUCGCCGUCGACCUCGUCAUCAUGGUGCUGCCUCUGCCAACGGUAUGGAGUCUGCAGCUGCCGAAAAGACAGAAAUUGGCCUUGAGCGGGGUGUUUAUGCUUGGAACACUUGUCUGUCUAGCUGGAGCAAUUCGAGCAUAUUAUGUUGAUGUUAUUGUGAGCAAGACGUUUGAUACAACAUGGGAAGGCUACAUACUCUGGAUGUUCGUCGCCCUCGAAGUCGAUAUCGCACUCAUUUGCGCUUCUGCGCCUGUGCUCAAACCCCUCUUCAGGCGAUACUUUAACAACUCAAUCUAUAAUACCGGCAGCCACAAAAUCCGCACACGGGCAUCUCUGAACCAAGAACGCCGUGCCGAAAGCGGGUUGUCAUUCCGAGAUGCUUUCCAGGUUCCUGUAGAGCUUAGCUCUGUGGGUCACACGAAGAUCAAUGGUGAGACGCAGAAGCCUCUACCCCCUGUUCCGGAAAGUGAAAAAGGGUUCAUAUUGAAGAAAGAUGAUAAUAGUGACGGCGAAAGUAUGUUUAUAAUACAACAAAUGGACAUUGAAGAGAGAAAGCCGGCAAAUGCUUGCUGUAGUCGGACAAGAAAUGGAGGGAGAUGUCAGAAGCUGAAUGAAUUGUGGGCCAGGAAGGAACCAUGUUCUGGAGUAUAG
This is a messenger RNA of Hyaloscypha bicolor E, 1251 nucleotides long. RefSeq lists its product as uncharacterized. The transcript has 7 exons. Bases 1 to 1251 code for a protein of 416 amino acids. The record is from RefSeq and is a predicted model, not a curated record. Lineage: Eukaryota; Fungi; Ascomycota; Leotiomycetes; Helotiales; Hyaloscyphaceae.